UUGUGGAGAGAACCGCGAUGGGGGUGAGUCCCAAGGCAAACAAAGAGCAGAUUCUUGCCGGAAACAUCAAACAAGGGGCGCAGCAGCAUCCGAAGUCCGAAUUUAAAAACAAGAAGGCCGCUUACGAGAUCAUGGACGACGCGUACGACAACGGUUGCCUGGUCAAUGUUCCGGACGACGAGGACCUGGCUGUUCAUGCCAAGUCCUCGUCAACUACCCAGAAGACGACCGGAAACAGGAAGAAAUCCGGGUCUUCGGGCCGGAAUGGAACAGCAUCAGCACCUCCGGACCCGGCGCAGCAACAGCAGCAUGAAAGCUCUAUGGCCCAGAACUCCCGGGCCAUGUUGGAAAAUUUAAAGCGCGAGCAGAGGGAAAUGAAUGCGGCGCCGUCGCGCGGUCGGGAUCGCGGCGGCCGGAACUCGGUCUUCGACGGUUCAAGCCGAGGAGCGGGGGACGGGAGACAGCUGAAUGUGCACCAAAGUGGCACCAGUGGAGGGGUACCGGCACCCCCGGUCGAGCGGGUCCCCUCGUCGAUCAGCGGCGUGACGCCGGUCCUAGCAGGGGGAGAAAUAAUUUCCAACGGCAAAACGUCGUCGCACAGCAAGAAGCCGCGCACAAAGAAGCCCUACGCAGACUACCAGCAAGAGAUGCAAAACACGGUCCAAAAGCCGACCGGGGGUUUCACUAAGCCCAGCGAGCAGGGACGAAACAGCGGCAAUUCUAGGGCGAAUAGCUCUUCGUCCUCUUUCCGAGCCGCGUCGCUGGAAGUGCUGGCCGACGACAGCACCAAUCUCCGAUCGCCCGGGGCCUCCAUCAAAAAACCCCCGAAAAAGGGGCGGAAGUAAGUGGAGGUCAGGCUGUGACCACUCCGCACCUCAAUUGAGUUUUCUUUUCUGGUCCAAACACUUGUCAAAAUUUUUCGGCUGAGCUUCUUCGAAAAUUUCAAGAAUUUCCACUAACUCGGUUUUUUUUUUGUUUUUUCGUGCACGAAAUUUGAACUGAGCUGCUUACUUAAUGACGUUACGAUAAGUACGUAAAUUUUUUGCAAAGACGAGCAUCCAGUUGCUCACAUGCACCUUGACUCGAUAUCAAAUUCAUUUUCAUUUUAGAAAGUUGUCAAUAGAACCACUACCUACUUGUCAAUAUUGCGAUGACCUCAGCGGAUUCCCGCCCGGUCCGCUUUUUUGCGACCUCAAUUUGGUUUCGCCGCAGGACUACUCUCAUGCGGAUCUGCCUUCGCAACAUUGAGACUUAAUACUUUUAGCCCUUGAAUCAUUUACACUUGUCAGUGAAUUUUUUUUUACUAGUAAGCUAAUAUUCAUCAUGUCCCCGCAUCAAUAAUGCUAAUCGAGGAACACCCAGUGGCAGGCGUCGCCAUUUACUCGAAAAUAAAAAAUCUGUGUGCAGCAAUAUGAACAUUUUGAGUAGUCGUUCCAGGAUUUUUUUCUGAGUUAUCUAGCUCCAGCGUCGUUAC
This is a messenger RNA of Amoebophrya sp. A120, 1474 nucleotides long. The record is from the annotation of a GenBank genome assembly. NCBI's taxonomy places the organism in Eukaryota, Dinophyceae, Syndiniales, Amoebophryaceae.